Macroventuria anomochaeta is the source of this 759-nucleotide messenger RNA. RefSeq lists its product as uncharacterized. Lineage: Eukaryota; Fungi; Ascomycota; Dothideomycetes; Pleosporales; Didymellaceae. The transcript has a single exon. The coding region runs from base 92 to 616 and encodes 174 amino acids. The record is from RefSeq and is a predicted model, not a curated record.
GGAUGAAGAGAGAUGAGUUGGCGGUUCUCAUGUCGAACAGAUUGCCUUAUUGAGACUGCACGUGGCAGAUGUGACCGCUUUGGUAGAUGCAAUGUCUGAUCAUACGGCAGCUACUUGUAUACGCAGCGAUCAGCAUUUCACCUAUCACCCAAUAUGUACAUCUUGUCGAAACGCAGUCGACUUCAGCGAAACACUGUUGCAGCUCGGUCCACAAGUAAAAAAGGUUCGAGCAUUUUGCAGACAUACAGACGAUGCGAUUGUGGAGGUAGCAGGCUACAACGUCGUAAAGAGUUGUUCUUCUGUCUGUGAAGGUUCCCCCGACCAUCCAGCAAUCGGUCACAUUCCCGAGUAUUCGUCUACCGCCCGACGAUAUUUCGGAGUUGUUCCAUACGAAAGAUGUUCCACUGUCCAGGGCGGUAAAGUUGUAAUCCGCAGCAAGCAUCCAGUUGGCGGGAAUUGCCUUGGACGCACGUCCAUAUGCAUGUCGCAGCUCUCUCGCGCUUACCGUCCGGCUCACAAGUGCGGAGAAGGUUGUCCACGAAUGAUGCAUGUCGUCGAUAUUCGUCCCAAAUACAUGGUCAGCUGCCUACCGGAUGUCCAUUUCGGGCCGGUUUGAGAUAUGCGUGAAACGUGAACCCAGGUCUUUCCCUAACAUUAGUUCAAAUGAAACCCAAGACGGCAAGGCUGCUAUGCCCAUCCUCGUGCAAAACCCCAUCUUUCGUAAGAUCGCCAUUGAGCAGAAAGGCGGUGACCUCGCUC